CAGAACUGAUGUCCGUUGAUUCCAAACCACUUCCUAUGGUUUCAAUUAGGUCAGACGAAGAAGACUACUUCGUUCGGACUCCACAGAAAACAAUAUCUGAAAUAUUGGAGACGACCAAGGUGGAGAGGUGUUUCCUAAGGUGCACCAUAGCGGCUAUUGAUAGUGAUUUGGGUUUGCACUAUAUGAGUUGCAAAGGAUGUGGUACAAAAAUAGACAUGUUGCAUAAUAACCUUUGUGCCGAAGGUACCUAUGAACUGGAUAGGCGUUUUAUGUUCUAUUGUACUAAGUGCAAGGUUCUCAAUCCUAAGCGGUCGUUAAGGCCGAAGCUGCAUUUGGUGGUACUAGAUGAUACAGGUCACACUAAGCUUUUGGUGUUAGAUAGUAUUGCACUCCAAUUGCUCCAUCAACCUUUCAGUCAUGCAAUGACACCUAUCAAAGAUAAUGGAGAUACCAGUGUUUUGCGGACUGCUCUGACCAAACUGGUUGGUAAAACUUAUUUAUUUAAGAUCAUAAUAGAUCGCAAUAAUUAUCAGUACAAGGACGAUACAUUUAAGGUCGCGAAGAUUAUCACCAGCCCAUGUAUGAUGAACGAGUUUGACGUGUCCCCUUAUCCUAAGGGAUGCUCGAAUACGUUUUCCCCAGAGUUUUAUAAAGUGUCUCAAACCCCCGAGCAUGCUAUGCUUGUACCUGGUUCUUCUUAUAGGAGCUCAAAAUGUAAGAUAAUGACUCCUGCUAAACGUGAAGUUUCUCCGAUCGAAAGUUUAGAGGCGAGUGCCUACCUCAGUGCUGAUACCAAACCUGGAGCUUCGUUUUGGAUCAAGAAAGAGAAGCAUUAAAAAAGAGAACCGGUGUUUUAAGAUGCAUUUUUAUAUUUUAUAGUGGCUUU
This is a messenger RNA of Raphanus sativus (radish), 886 nucleotides long. RefSeq lists its product as uncharacterized. The coding region runs from base 9 to 836 and encodes 275 amino acids. The record is from RefSeq and is a predicted model, not a curated record. The transcript has 6 exons. Lineage: Eukaryota; Viridiplantae; Streptophyta; Magnoliopsida; Brassicales; Brassicaceae.